UUCGAUUUCACAAUGGCGGGUAACGAUGUAGUAUUGGAAGGAUUUAUAUGCCCUAUAUGCAUGACCGAUUUCAAGACACCUAGUCAUUUAACGAAGCACUUCGAGGAAGUUCAUAAUGAUGAUCCAGAGAUUCUAAGAUCUCUGAAAGAUUUGUUUGGCAAAGCCAAGAAAAAGAUCUUGAAGCAGGACGAUAUACCAGAAACAUUUCCAAACACAAUAAAACAAGACAAGAGACUGAGUCCUGAAAUUAAUUGGGGAUCACAAGAAAUAGGUGCAAUUACAUCUCACACAAGGUAUUUUAAGGAUAUAAGAAAUACUCGAUUAGAAAGAUAUGCAUAUGAAACAAAUAAACUUCUUAUAAGAUUAGAUAAAUUAUUAAAUAAUUUACCAUCGGAUCCUGUCGAUAGAAAAAUUCACGAACGCUCCAUUGUUCCAUGGAUUGAUGAAAAAGAUGUAAAAUUGUGUCCUAAUUGCGCUAAGAGCUUUCAUUUGGCAAGGCGAAAACAUCAUUGUAGAUUAUGUGGGGCAGUUAUGUGCCAUAAUUGUACGGUAUUUUUGCCCCUGAUCAAUGCACGAAAAAUGACUAGUCCCGUAUCGAUACAAGAUGAUUCUGCUUUGUCUCCUAUAUCAGAACGAACAUUUCCCGAGAGAAUAGCACGUGCGGGCAUAGGUCUCUCAAAAUUAGCACGAUCACCUUCUAAUGGUAGUUUAAAUAGCGUUUUAUCAUUGGUCAAUGAUUCAACUAGUAGCGAACAGCAUUUUAGAGUCUGUACUCACUGUAUAAACUUGCUCGAUGCAAGGGAAAUGCAGAAAGCGAAGCAAUUCGAUAAACCAGUUGUUUGUGAAUUUUAUGAAAAAAUGAAGGAGUACAUGAGCGAAGCAUCGCAGCAUUUAGCAAUGUACAACAAAAUGUGGGAAUCGCUAAAAGAAGGUGAGACUACGUAUGGUUUAGAAGAUGCACAGUCGUUACGAGUCAAAUUGGCAAAAUUGGGGGAAAAUAUAGAUGCGACCAGCAAAAAAGUUUUAGUCCUUGGUGUGAAGAAAGAUGCAGCGGAUUCGCAGGAGGCAUUGGGACAAGAAUUGAGAUUAUAUCAGAUGGUUAGAACAUCAGCAAUGAUAUUUUUGAAAGAAGAGCUAUUAACUCUGCAACCUUUGCCCUCGGUAGAGGAAUAUGCAGUUUUACAAAUAGAACGUCAGAAAAGAAUAGAAGCCCGAAUAGCAUAUGAGCGGCAGUUGGAGGAAGACCAAGAGAAACCGAAGGAACAACGCAAGAAAGAUACAUGGAAUUUGGACAGUAAUCCAUCUUUAAAAACCAGUCAGGCACAAGUAAUGGUGACUCAGUCUCAAGGCUGGGGUUCAUCUCAUAUUACACCUAUUAUGUCUUCAUCUAUGGAUCCAAUAAUCGAACAAAUGAGCAAUCUUCGCGCGUACAUCAAACAGGCCCGUGCUGAUUGCAAGUACGACGAGGUUGCAACAUUAGAAAACAAUCUUCGAGAACUUCAAAGUGCCUACUUUGCUAUGAAACAAAGUAAUAGCAAUGAUGGAUAGAUAUAUUAACAGC
Molecule: messenger RNA, 1561 nt
Organism: Cyphomyrmex costatus
Lineage: Eukaryota; Metazoa; Arthropoda; Insecta; Hymenoptera; Formicidae
Gene: Rbsn-5
Product: Rabenosyn-5
Exons: 7
Coding region: 13-1548 (511 amino acids)
Molecular function (GO): metal ion binding
Source: RefSeq, a predicted model, not a curated record